AUGAAAAAUAUUCAUAAUUUAUUGGAAAGGGCGCGUAUAACUCUUCUUUGCAAGGUAUUCAUCCUAGCACUUAUGCUUAUACCAUACAGUGUGCACAAACAUGUGGAUGUAGUUGACAUGCUAAUUAUAGAAACAACAGAGAACAACCAUACAGUAAGACUAAAAAUAAACCCAGAGGGGGCGCUUUCUCCUUCCCGUGGGUAUGUAAUGCACAAGAGCAGAUACAUGCACAACAUGAGGCAGUAUUUCUCAGAAAUAAACAUAGAGUAUUUUUUAGUAAAAUUGAAUUCACCAAUGCACACCAAUAACCAGAAGCUGAGCAUAGGUGAGGAUUUAUCUGAGAAAUGUGCUAUACACAGCAGGGCACAGGAGGAGGCAGAACAGUCAGACGUUAAAUUCUUCUUUAAAUACUAUAAAGCGCCUAAACGGGAUGCAGCCCAUUUAAUUGCGUAUAAAAAAGACAUUCUAGCGAGUGCAACUCUCCAAGCGUUUGCACAGCAGGUUAUUCACAUGUUUCCAUCAGAAAAUGGAUAUCUGUCAAUUGACUCGCAGCAAAAAGACUCGUUUACUCGGCUAUUAAGAAACCAAAAAUCUGACACCGACUCUAUAUAUCUUCUUGCUGCUCUUCUUUUGCUUUCAGAAGGGGUGUGUGUUCCGCUUAAUGUGGUAGAGGAUGAAGAAAAAGACACUAGGCUUAUUCUACCAAAAUUAAUUGGCAAUGGGUAUUACAUCGAUCUAGACAUGUUUUUAGCAGAUGGCAUAGAUGGAAGGGAGAAAGAAGCAGUGUAUCAGAAGAAAACAGAAGACAUAGUGUGCUUCUUUAAAGAUGCGGGAGAAAAGGCGGCUGCAAGUGAAACAUUAUAUACUGCAGAGCCAGCCAAAUAUAAACAGUUCAUGUCAGGCGAGUUCAUGAAUACUCCGCAGUUUCUGAUUCAGUCGUACAUAUACGAGUUUAUUGACUCAGCAGACAUGUACAUUAAAUUCGUAGGGGCAGUAUACACCCUUCUUACUGAUUAUAUAAAUAAUAUUGAUGGGCAUGCGUGUAAUAAGAAGGAGCAUGCGCAAAAAGUAUUGAAUGGCCUGUUUAUGCAACGAGGUGGUGAUCUGGCUCCUUCUGAGUAUACUGCGUAUUUAUGUAAGCUGGCAGAAGCAAGAGAAUAUUACACAGCAACCCCAUUUAUAAGUGAUUUACAGGCGCCCAAGCCUAUAUCAGUGCAUACCUACAGGAAAAACCCCCGUAUGUACUCUGCUGGCAUUGACAGUGAGUAUUGCAACUAUGUUGAGGCCACUCUUCUAGGCCUGUUCUGCUGCUUUGCCUUUGACCCAGAAACAAGAAAGUACACCACUGAGCACAUGCCUUCUCCGUCAAAAGAGCUACAGGAGUUUUUCAAUAAGUACAGCGAGCCAGAAGUGUCUGUAGACUAUGCCAUGCACAAGGAGUGGUGCGGGGUUGUGUCAAGUUUGGACUGUGGGAAGGUCAUUUAUCUAAGAAGAGACAGAAACCAAAUAGGCUCGGGUAUACUUAAUAUACUGCGCGCGAUACAAGCAGUGGCCGGGAGCACCAAGAACAUAGAUGAUGCUAUUUCUGAAUUAAAUAAUAUACGUGUCAAGGAAACUCUGGACAAAGAAGACCGGGAAAUGGUAGAGAGCGCGCUGCAGGCGGUCUUCAAAUCGCUCUCUAAGAACAAGCGUGUAACCGUGCAGUGUGGAAAGAUAAAGAUCUCCAAGCUAGUGGGCAUGGAUAGAGAUCUGUACUUGGCAGCUUCAAAUCAAAUUCGGAUUUCAUACGUGCGCAACAAUGCGUAUGGCGAAGUGCAUUUAAAGAUUAGCUGUGACUGUCCAGAGAUUUCUAUUCCUGCGAGUAUGGUCUUAAUCGGUGCAGAGGAAAAGAAAAAACUUGUGAAAAUACAAAAAGAAAGUCUAUACCCGAGCACCUAUAUGCAGUGUCUGAUGCACCAGUACUUAAACAUUCUUCUGAAGCAAAUAACCCAGAAUGAGCAAGGCAAAUACGUUAUAAACAAAAAGACUAAGCAUAUGAUCCGCAAUAUACACGACUCUCCAAACGCUCUGUUGUUGUGGGGAAGUCUGGAGAAUUUGGAAUACAAGGCGUGCAUUGUUAAACAAGUGCUGCUCCAAACAAGCAGUACGCCUCUAGACACAGACAAUCGGGUAGUACGAUUCACUGCAAACCUCAUAGGCAGUGUGCCGUUGGAUGACCUGUAUAUAAGGCGGCGAAUUCUAAUGGGGUGUCUUUAUAACAGAAACUACCGGCAGUACUAUCCUCGCAUUGAGUAUGAUGAUCUGCAGGCGCUCUCUUCUGAUGAGGCUGGAUCUGCUGUGUCCUGUCUAGUAGCCGAUGCACUGUCUAUAGAUAUAUCUUCUGCCGCAUUCAUUAGUGCAUUUGAGUCUGUGCUACAUGCUUACAGAAACGCGCACUGCAUGUUUUGGUGGAUUGCCAGCGAGUAUGCCUGCAUUGGAGUACUUGAGAAUCUCUGCAAAGAAAACAACCCUCAGACAGCAUAUAGAGAUAUUGUAGUCCUAAGAGGCCUUUCUUCUGAUUCUGUAGGCGGCAGUGGUAAGGAGCCGCCGUGCACAAACAAAAAGCCAGCAAACGCAUUAUCUAGACAUAGUGAGUCUAAUAGCACGCAGUUUGAUCACAGCAGUAUGCAGUUGAAAUCUAGCAAAGCCACUAUGCCAGUAUGCGAGGAGGUGAUAUUGCACAUAGAGUGCAUUUUAAGAUUAAUAGCCCGAAAUAUGCACAUACCAGAUGGGUACUGCAUAAAUGACAUUUAUAUGUGUUGGCUUGUCCACAUCAGCAGCUGGUCCAAAAAGCCUGCGCCUUCUCUCAUUAAACUUAUUGUAUGUGAGCUUAUAGACCCUUCUAUGCUGUCAGGCGGCUUUAUGCGAAUUAUACCGGCAGGCGCCUGGCAUGGUGUUUUGCGAGGUGUCUGCACUAUGCUUCUGAGCUGUCUAGAUGUAUUAUUUACUUCUCAUAACAGCCGGGGGAGAAAGAAGUACAUGGAAAUUCUGGAUUUCUUUACACAAAGGAAGAAAACUGCACUGAAAGACCCUGCGGCGCCAAUGCAUGGGUUGUACACAUUAAAAAGUAGCUUGCUUGUAUUUGAUAUGCAGUUAUAA
Molecule: messenger RNA, 3138 nt
Organism: Nematocida parisii ERTm1
Lineage: Eukaryota; Fungi; Microsporidia
Exons: 1
Coding region: 1-3138 (1045 amino acids)
Source: RefSeq, a predicted model, not a curated record